Clupea harengus (Atlantic herring) is the source of this 3499-nucleotide messenger RNA. It is a transcript of the gene psen2, whose product is annotated as presenilin 2. Gene Ontology annotation, cellular component: membrane; gamma-secretase complex. The record is from RefSeq and is a predicted model, not a curated record. Gene Ontology annotation, molecular function: aspartic endopeptidase activity, intramembrane cleaving. Lineage: Eukaryota; Metazoa; Chordata; Actinopteri; Clupeiformes; Clupeidae. Gene Ontology annotation, biological process: membrane protein ectodomain proteolysis; Notch signaling pathway; calcium ion homeostasis.
AGUGAAACUGAAAUGGUAUCAUGAGUCGUGAGAGAAGAAAACUUUCCUAAACUCUCACAGAAAUUCAAACCUAGUUGUUGUGGACGACUAAAAUGUUGAUAUUGCGGUCCCAAACGGAGCAUUGGCCUCUUGUUUUACACAUGGCGGAAUUUUUAAAGGCUUCCCAUGGAACCUGCUAAUAGGGUGAACGGGAACAACACAAAAGAAAAAGUUCAUGGCACUUUGCCAAAGCAGUUGGAAGCAUUCACUUGGGACCAGACCUGCCGGGGAGAGGAAUGGAUAACAUUUUCUGUUGAAAUUCUGGACCAAAACCAAUUCAGAAUCAGGUUUUAUUGGCCAAUGACGUAAGGGUUCGUGUGACUCUCGUCACGUGGUCACGCAGAGAUCAGCUGAGCAGCUUACUUCCUUGCUGGCAUUUGUUGAUUUACCAGAGACGCUCGGAAUCAGCCGGUCCGUCCAGAGACUUACUCAUCUUUUUUUUUUGCCUCUGUUGAUGUGAAACUAUAAAAAGCUUAAGGGGCUCUUUCUGAUCUGUUUUUCCCUAGCUGUGUGUGUGUGUAUAUGUGCAUAUAGUGGUUACAAACACUAGACUACAUUAAUGAAUACUUCGGACAGCGAGGAAGAGGUCUGCAAUGAACGGACUGCUUUGGUCCAAACCCAGAGUCCGACCCUACCGAACUACAACCGAGACCACGACAUGGACCUUCCCGAGGAUGUAGAACCAAAGGGGCGGCAUAGAGUGGCAGGGGAGACGAGCUCGCCCGGGCAGCCAACGCGGCCCACAUCUGGCCGGGAGUCGUCAACGGAGACGGACGACGAGGAGCUGACGCUGAAGUAUGGGGCCAAACACGUCAUCAUGCUGUUCGUGCCCGUCACGCUGUGCAUGGUGGUCGUCGUGGCGACCAUCAAGUCUGUCAGCUUCUACACAGAAAAGAAUGGCCAGCAGCUCAUCUACACCCCCUUUACCGAGGACACGCCCUCGGUGGGCCGGCGGCUCCUCAACUCCGUGCUGAACACCAUGAUCAUGAUCAGCGUCAUCGUCGUCAUGACGGUCUUCCUCGUGGUGCUCUACAAGUACCGCUGUUACAGGUUUAUCCAUGGUUGGCUGAUCCUCUCCUCACUCAUGCUGCUGUUCUGGUUCAGCUUCAUGUUCUUAGGCGAGGUGUUCAAGACGUACAACGUGGCGAUGGACUACCCGACGCUGGUGAUGAUCAUCUGGAACUUCGGGGCGGUGGGCAUGGUGUGCAUCCACUGGAAGGGGCCACUGCAGCUGCAGCAGGCCUACCUGAUCGCCAUCAGCGCCCUCAUGGCCCUUAUCUUCAUCAAGUUCCUGCCCGAGUGGUCCGCCUGGGUCAUCCUGGGGGCCAUCUCCGUCUACGAUUUGAUUGCUGUGCUGUGUCCAAAGGGUCCUCUGAGAAUGCUGGUAGAAACAGCCCAGGAGAGGAAUGAGCCCAUAUUCCCUGCACUCAUAUACUCAUCCGCCAUGAUUUGGAUGGUGGGGAUGGCCAAUCCACCUGCCGCAGCCGAACCGCCAAAUCAGGACACAGAUGAAGAAAUGCUUCAGAGUGAAAGAGGACUCCUUGAACAGGAAGGGGCGGGGCGAGAGAGCCCGUCACUCCGAGGCAUCGGGAGGAGCUACUCAGCCGAGGAGGAAAUGGAAGAAGACCGGGGAAUCAAGCUAGGCCUGGGAGACUUCAUCUUCUACAGCGUGCUGGUGGGGAAGGCGGCGGCCACCGGAGGGGACUGGAACACAACACUGGCCUGCUUUGUGGCCAUCCUGAUCGGUCUCUGCCUGACUCUCCUGCUGCUGGCCAUCUUUAAGAAGGCUCUGCCCGCGCUGCCCAUCUCCAUUACCUUCGGCCUGAUCUUCUACUUCUCCACAGACAACCUGGUGAGGCCCUUCAUGGACAGCCUCGCCGCUCAUCAAUUCUACAUAUGACCCCCCCUGCAGCCUUAAAGGUCAACAACGUGCACGCGUGUGGUGUGCUUUAUGGGACUGAUUCUAAGUCACCCCAAAGAGUCCGCACGAGGCACUGGUGUUCUGUCUCGUGGCUUGCCGUGACUUUUUUUUUUAUUUAAUUUUUUCCUCCCUGACUGACUUGGGGCAUUUUUUUCUUUUUUAAAUACGUGAACUAGCAUUUUCUGGGAGUUGGGAAGGCCUGAGAAUAGGAAUCGUCUCGGUGUUGAGCACUGCUAUGGGUUCCUUCCUUCCCUCAAAAAAGAAACAAAUAAGUUGUGCCAUAAUAUAUACACUCACUUUUCUUCAUCAGAUUGAAAGAAAUGUUCUGGUCGCCUGAUGUAGCUGCAACACAUAAGGCAUUAAUAUAAAUUCCUUCUGGUGUUACCGCUUACGCAACUUAACAGUCUCGCUUGCCAACACUCAUGUAAAUGGAUUGUGACACUACAAUGUGACCUUCAAGUUUCCAAACUAUGACAUGUCUGCUUCCCUCUUUCUCUUCUUGGGUGUUAAAAAAAAAGAGGAUUCUCUCUUUUUAAGAGAGCCGCGUUUCUUAUUUAAGAAAUGUGAAAGUCGCCUCUACCUCCUCCUGGCUCCUUGUGAUGGCCCUCUAAUCUGUAGCAUCAGUGAUUUUAUUAGGAAUUUACUAACUUGACGUACUAAAAAAACUUUACCUCGCUGUAGCUUCAUGCCAUAGAGAACCUCCCAUCGUGACAAAUGUAUACAUUGCAACAACUGAAUAUUUAUGACACCAUAACAGCUCAGACUGCUAAGCUAUGAAACUCCUCACUGUACACUUUGUGAAGUCGAUUCACUUUCAGAGAAAUCGAGGUUGACUGGUGUAUUCCACCUUACGUCUGGAUACACUUCCAGUCAGAAACCUCACGAUUGCGUAGGUUUUGUUGUCCAUUCACCUAGUCAGGGCUCAUGGUUGGGGACCGGUUCUGAAGGAAAUAUCCAUUAAUUGUAAGCAACCCAAACCGCAACGAAGAAACCACCUGUUUUACGUCAUUGUUUCUCGUUGUGUUCAGUAUUGGCUACAAGAGCGACAUCUCAACUGACCUAUAUAUUCAAUCAGUGUGACAUUGGAAUAUACAAAACCCUUUUCCUGACGCUUUUUUGUUUUGUUCAUUCAAUUCUAUUUUUUUCCAGUAGCUACAAGGAUUAAUUCACCUCAUUUUCAGGUUUGCUGCUGAGAAGGCUCUUAUUGAAAGCUAAAGGCUACCAAGCUAACAGGGAAAUGCAAGGUCUGGUCUGCAUCUGAAAAGAAACAGUAACAAAAGGUACCCCUGUAUCUUAGAACGGCAAUCUACUGUUUGAACAGAGUGCUUUAACUUUGAGAGCAUGUAGACUUUGUAUCGAAGAGGAAUUAUAUAUAUUUUAUAGAAUGUAAUAAAAAGGUGUAAUAUUUUAAUUGAUUUUAUAUCCAAACACUUACUUGUUGCAGAUGAAGCGGCCCGUCAUGGGGCAUUCCUUUUUGUCCGUCUUGUGAUGAUUUUAAGUAUAAUAUGGUGGAAUAAAUUGUUACUCACGUGUAUUAUA